GUCUGGCUUGGCUCUUGUCGCCUCCCGUAGUUUACCAACGCGGAAGCUAAGACGAGUGGCUACAUCGCUAACCGGUAUUAGUGUUUUUAUCCCAAAUAUGCCCAUGGACAUUGACUGUUUUGAUACGUUUUUUAGUGGCGUAUAUAUUGAGGUGUAACACGCAGCUUGACGGAUUGUUCUGGUCAUGCGUGGCAGCUCCAGCUCUCCUUAUUUGUCGUCAGUGAGUUGUCCCAUUCAGAUACGUUUGUCGCUCCGUAAACAACCACAAUGAGAGUCCGCUCGUCUGUUUUCGCCUGCUUCAUUUUAAUAUUCGAAGUGGUCGGCGUAGCCCUGUUCCUGAGGGGAUUCUUCCCUGUUCCUGUUAAGUCUUCCUUGUCCUCCAAGAGCAGGCUGUCAGAUUUACCAGCGGAGCCGCUGGCAGGAAGUUCUCCCAACUCCACCCGCCUGCCCCAGCCCCUGUUCAGAAGGGUCGUUCUGAUGUUGGUGGAUGCCCUCCGAGAGGACUUUGUGUUUGGACCCACGGGGGGCUCUAAUAUGCCUUACACCAGGUAUCUGGUGGAGAAAGGCUCCUCCCACAGCUUCGUGGCCAAGGCGAGACCUCCAACUGUCACCAUGCCCAGGAUCAAGGCUCUCACCACUGGCAGCAUCCCAGGCUUCAUCGACGUGGUAAUGAACCUGAAUUCUCCCGCACUUCUGGAGGACAACCUCGUCUGGCAGGCCAAAACAGCAGGGAAGAGGAUCAUCUUCUACGGAGAUGACACAUGGGUCCGCCUCUUCCCAAAGCACUUCAUGGAGCACGAUGGAACAACCUCGUUUUUUGUGUCUGACUACACCGAGGUUGACAACAAUGUAACCCGCCACCUGGACAGUACCCUUAAGAGAGAUGACUGGGACAUUUUGAUCCUCCACUACCUGGGCCUGGACCACAUAGGCCAUAUCAGCGGACCCCACAGUUCACUCGUCCAACCCAAACUGCUCGAGAUGGACGACAUCUUGAAGAAGAUCCACAGUUCUCUUGUUUCUAAGGAGGCAGAGGGAUCUCUGCCCUACCUGCUGGUGCUGUGCGGAGACCACGGCAUGUCGGAGACCGGCAGUCACGGAGGCUCCUCGGAGCCAGAAGUCAACACACCCCUGGUGCUCGUCAGUCCAGCCUUCAAAAGAAAAGCGGGAAUGGAGACGCCCAGAGUGGUGGAGCAGGUUGACCUGGCACCAACACUGGCCCUGGGGCUCGGACUGCCCAUAUCUCAGAACAGUGUCGGCAGAGUCAUCCCCGGCAUCUUGGAGGAAACGUCGCUUCGAGACCAGCUGCGCUUCCUGCAUCUGAAUGGCCACCAGCUCAGCUGCCUGCUCCAAGACAGCAUGCCUGACUACAAGAAAGAGGCUGGCUUCGAACAGUUUCGUGUGGCAGAAAAGGCUCAUGGGAGCUGGAUGAAGCUCUACCUAGAAGGAAACACCUCUGAGGUGCUGACCAACAUGGGCAAAAAAGUCCUGAAGCAGUACCUGGAGGCGCUGGCUGCCAUGAGUUCUGCUCUGAGCAAACAGCUGGGCAAAUACGACAUGUACUCAAUGAUUGCAGGAAUGGUCUAUGUGUUCCAGCUCCUGUUGGUCUUACUGCUGGCUAUGCCUGAAGCCCUCAGCUGUGCCGCAGCGGUGGACCUUCCGGUCCUCUCCUCCCUGCUCUCCUUGCCUUUCUACCUCUUGUGCCUGCUCCUUGCCUCGGUGCACGUGUGGGUGUGCACAUCUGCAGAGAGCUCCUGUUACUUCUGCAGUCUCUCCUGGGGUCUCGUGUUUGCUGCUGUUGCCUUCUCCUCAGCGAUGUUUUGCAUUCUGAUCUCAGUAGCAACACGGAGACUCCCCCUUCGACCAGAGAUUCAUGGGAAGUCUCCUGUGAGGAGCUCUAGUGGGGAGUGGUCGCUGUCAGACCUAGAUGUUUUGCUGUUGGCAGGAACCAUCGGUCACACACUCAGCUUGGCAGCGAGCAGUUUUGUAGAAGAGGAGCAUCAAACCUGGUACUUCCUGCUCAACACGCUCUGUCUCGCCGUCUUCCAGGACGUGUGCAGAAAGUACUUCAGAGAACAGAGAGGCUCUGGAAAUGAGGAGGAGCAUCUCCUUCCUUCCAAGGACCGUCACUCCUCUGUUCACCCCAAACCAGAGAUCAUCUCAGAGAAAUGGUUAGCUCUGGCCACGCCACCCUUUACUCUGGUUUGCUGCCGGCUGCUUCGCUCCCUCAACCAAACAGGAGUUCAGUGGGCCCACCUCCCAGAUGUCAGUCAUUGGCUUAACAGCUCUGAACACAAGAUGAUGCUGUCCAUGCUGUCUGUGUUCUGCUUGCUCCUCAUCUACCUCCUGGUUCAAAGACACUGCUCGCUGGUCUCGAAGGUCGCCCUGGCGCUCGGACUCCUGGGCGUCUACAGCUACCGGGCAGCUGUGGGCAAUGUCCUGUUUCCCUGGCAACACUCCGGUCGAACCACGUCCAAGGGAACAGUGGAGGCACGCUUUGUUUACGUCUUCGUUCUGGGUAUCCUCUUCUCGGGCACCAAGGACCUGCUCAGAUCCCAGAUCAUCACUGCAGAUGCAAAGCUGAAGAGUAGGGGAUUGUGGGAGAUUUACAGUGGCCUGGUUUUGUUGGUUUCCCUCUUGUUUCGGGCCCAUAACCUGCCAGUGCUCUGCUGUGGCCUCUUGAUCCAGACACUUAUGGCUCAGUUUAUCUGGAAGAAACUCCACUAUGACGCAGCCCAGACCACCAUCAUGCACUACUGGUUUGGCCAAGCCUUCUUUUACUUUCAGGGCAACUCCAACAACAUCGGCACCGUCGACAUUUCUGUGGGCUUCGUUGGUUUGGAAAGCUACAUCGAAGCGCCUGCCAUCUUUUUAACAGCUCUCAGCACUUAUGCAGGUCCCUUGCUUUGGGCCUGUCACCUCGUCUGCUACCUGAGCUCAGAGAGAGAAAGGAGCCCGGUCGCCAUCAGCCACGGUUGCUACUGUUUGGCCCUGCUGAGGUCAGUGCCGGCUGCAGCCUACAUCGUCUUGGUGACCGUCCUGCGCUAUCACCUCUUCAUCUGGAGCGUUUUUUCACCCAAAUUACUCUACGAGUCCAUGCACCUGCUGCUGACUGCAGGAGUCUGUCUCUUCUUCAUCACAAUGGAGCAAAGCCCCAGCUCCAGCAAGUUUUAGGGAGGUAACACACUGAAGUUCAGGCAGGUCAGACGGAGACCAUCAGACUGCUGUUUCACAAUGGCUCUUCAGAAUGUGUGAAUAGAUAACCUAGGAAAUGUCUGUUUUCAGUAAAUACCGCUGCAACUCAUGGUUUUUUAUUUAAACACUUUUCUAUUUCUAAAAGAAAUUUGUUCAGGAUGAAUAAAAAUGUGAUGUAACAUGUUGAAAGAAAAACAAGUUUUUCCCUGUGAGAUAUGCAAACUUAAAGAAUAAAACCAGCUGUGUGAGUUGUUGAAGAACUUUGGUGUUAGGUUUUAUAGGAGAGCUGCGUGUGACAGCUGUUUCCACUCAUCCCGCCUGAACUUUAUAAGUCUAAAGUUGGGCCGAACAAGGCUGGAGACUCUCAGUUCCUCAGGCCCUGGAUUCUUUUUGAAACGAUGCGAAGAUCAGAGGUGAGAAUAACAAGAUCAAUCACGACCGUUUUUCAGUUAAAGGAUUCAGAUUCAGGAUCCUGCUGGGUUCCUAACGCCCAACACGGAUACUGGAAUCAAACCGUGUUAUUAAUAAUAGUUGUGUGUCCUACUGUGACUGAUCAAAGGGGCUGUGGUGGAUUUCUGAGGAGUUUCUGUUGUCUUGGCCUGAAGGUGCAGCAGGGCUAAGGAGAGUGUGAGAGAAAUGUCAGACACUCAGCCUGCGGACGCCCACCUAGAGCUCUAAAAAAGGGUCCAAUCGGGCAGCGUUAAUGAAAAUACCUGCGUGGGAGGAACACAGGAGUGCAGAGUGGGAGUUUUAAGAGACACUGCAGCCAUUUCUCUGUAGAACUUUUUCUAACAUCACAAAUAAUUGAUUAAAUUCCAGCUUUCUGUUUUUUUUUUUUUCCAUUGCACAAGUUGGUCAUAUUUGUUUAUUAAGCUUUGUUACAGACUUGUUCAGACAUAUCUAAGAUAGAACCUGUGAGAAACAGCUGUCAGUUACUGUGAAAAUGUUUAUUCCUCUUAAACCUUUCGUUUUGUCAAGUUAAAACCUAUUAGGAUUUUAUGCAGUAUAUCAACAUAAAGUUGUGUGUAGUUAUGAAGUUAAAAAAUACACAUGAGAAAAGUGUGGCAUUCAUUUGUAUUCAGCUCCAUGAAGUUAAAAUAUUGUUGGACCACAUUUCACCGUGGCUAUAGCUGCCGUCUCUACCCAAAGCAUGAUGGUUCCACUUCCCUGUUUCACACUGGGGGUGUUGUGUUCAGGGUGAUGUGUAGAUGCAUCCAUCUUUCCAUCAACUCUGACAUCAUCCCUGUCCCUGCUGAAGAAAAUCAUCCCCACUAAAAUGUUCAUCUUUGUCUCAUUUGUUUCACAUGUUUACUAUGUAUCCUACAUCUGGAUCCUAUAGACUGAACUUAUUGUUUUAUUUUAACAGAGGCUUUCUCCUUAAAGGCCAGAUUUGUGCAAAUUAAUAGUUGUCUGCCGACAGAUUCUCCCACCUGAGUUGUGGAUUUCCACAACUCCUCCAGAGUUACCAUUGGCCCCUUGGCUGCUUCUCUGAAUAAUGCUUUCAUGCCUGGAUAUUUUAUUUUGGGGUCUUAAUGUUAAAAAGGGCGAAAUACAAAUGCAAGCCACCCACUUUUCAGAUUUCUUUCCAAUACAUGGCCAUCCAUCUAAAAUAUAUAUGACAUUCAUUGUGCUUCAUAGCUAUGCAGUACUUGUGUUGGUCUGUUGCAGGAAAUCCCAGAAUAAUACAUUAAGCUUUGAAGGUUUUAAUGUGACAAAAUGUGAAAAGCUUUAAGCAGUAUGAACACGUUUGCAAGUUACUCUUGAAGUUAUUGUCAACUUCCAGAGGAAGGGUCUUUUUUGGCUUUAUUUGAGAUUAUCCUGUUUUUUUGGGGGGGGUUUUUUCGAUUUGUUUGCAAAAUUAAUGUGAGUAAUCAUUUCCGGAGUCGGAAAAUGAACUUCAGAUCCAAACUUUUUCAACUCAUUGUGUCUUUCAAUCACAAACCAAAGUAGAACUGGCCAAUUAGGCAGCUUUGAUCCAAAGAAAUAAGAGCAGCAGGGAAACGGCAAACAGUGGAAGUUUUGAUGUUCAGCUUUAUGUCAUUUGAGUAAUAAGAGCCACACGUGAAGCAAGAUCUUAGUCUGUCUGUGCUGUUAUUUUAGUUUGCAUCAAUGAUCUGAAGGAAUCUCUCCAACUACUUCAGGGCACUGCGUUGAUUACAAUCUGCCAGCUCCAACAUCUACCCCUGAACAAAAAAAUAAAGAAACGAGCUGAAGGAUGUAGCAUCAGAGCAACUGUUUGCAAAGUUUCACCUCCAGGCAGAGAAGCCAAUUGUUCAUUUUCCACCGCCAACACUUGUCACUCAGCCUGACGAGCCGCCUGCCUUGUGGAAUAGCAUCUCGCCCGAGGCAGAGAUCCCCGACAUCCUGCAAGCCUGCCACAGGCAUCGUGGAAGCAGGUGCCACGCCUGGUGACGGGGCAUUCAGUGUGUGUGCUCCUGCACAGAUUCCACCUGAUCCGAAUGGAGCUCCGGCCUUUGUUUUCACUGCAGCUCACCUUGACUGGGAGCUCAUCACCCUGUGCGUUGGCAGAGAAAUGGAAUGCAAAUGUCCUGAGUUUCAUCAGAAAGCAGGAUUUCCUCUGAAGUUCAGUGUUUGUGGCAGAGACACGCUGCAUAUGGAUCACUGCCGGUCGGGUCCUCUCCACCGGAGGAAAGACAUGUUUAGCUGUAAGGGAGUCGGGGCUCAAAGUUAAACUGACCCUCUUCAAAUUGGCAGAACACUAUUGUCUAGUCCCUUUUCCGCUCUUUAGCUCAACAGGGAAUCUCAGCCAGACUUCAAACAAAGUCUGCUAUAAAUAGUUUAUGAGCCAGAUAAUAAUCUAAAUGACUCUGUGGAUUAGUCUGUCAGUGCUCAGUAUGCUCCACAUCUCUGUCCAACAAGCUCUGCAUUGUCUUUACAAACUGAGCAGCUAAUCCACGCAGAUGCCAUGGAGAAUGUCUUUUUGGAGGUGAUGAUCAAGCAUGGUCGGUUUCCCAACAACACCACUAACCACAUCAGUUACUGUUACUGGUAAACAUGGCAAAUCAUAAACUAGUAGGAGCAGCAGAGUAAUAGAAAACCAACAGUCAUGAUGAACAUGAUUAACUUAUUUGAGGAGGACAAUAGGCUGCUUACCUAAAAUGAUCUCAAAUGCUUGAAAAAUCAAACCAAAACCGCAAAGACAUGGAAAAAAACAAAUAACUAUCAUUCCAGUAGAUUGAAGGAUAUAAAAAAUGUACUUUUGAAGACUCAUCCAAUGAUCAGUAGCAAGGGGAUCGAGGUACGUCUACAGUAACCUGUGUGUGGUGUAACAAUAGGAGCUAUGUGAAGCAAAACUGUCAGCAAAAAGCCCCAGCAGAACCCCACAGCUGGAAAAACAAGAAAUUACAAUUUGGCAAAGAACACAUUGUUUGGCCUAAGCAGAAAUGGUGCAGACAGUUUGUCAUAUGAUCCUCAAAUGCUGAAUUCAAGUCACAGUACACAGGGCAGCAUGGUGGUUCAGGCAUUAUGGUAUGGCGGUGUUUCUGAUGCUAUGAUGUCAUGCCUAUUUAUUGCAUGGCAAGGGUUAUGGCUCAUUGUGCUUCAUGUUGAUGAGGAAAUGCCCUUAAAAUGCCCCAAACACACCAAUAAACUUGCAGCAACUAGUUUUCAGAUCAACAAGGUUGAUGUUAAGAAGUGGCUAACCUAAUCCCUGGACCUUAAUCCAUUAGAAAACCUUCGGGGUGACAUCAGACCCCACAGGAAAUGGAGAGACACUGUGGAAUCUGCAGCCAUCUAAUCAUCCUGGGCUGGAACACCUGUUUGCAGGAGCCAGAAGUUGGUCGAGUCCAUGCAACACAGAUGUGAAGCAGUUCUCGGAAAGGUUAUACAACUAAAUAUUAAUUCAGGGUUUAAGUGGGGAGCUUAAUAUUUUAAUUUUGAUUUUUUUUUUUUUUUCUCCUUCUGUAAACAUUUUUCUUCAUGUUUUGCUUUGGAAUAAAAUGAGCUGCAUUUCCAUUCUAUUUGUGUGCAUGGGAAAAAAAAAACAUACCCUCUUGUUUUGCUUUGGAAUAGAAAGUGCAUUAGGAUUGUGUGUAUGGAAAUUAAAGCUAUAAUAUGUAUUUUGAGCUUUACUUGCUAUUAUUUUGAACACAGCUGUAUAUAUUUUCCCAGGACGAUAUUGAUUUUCUGUUCUAAGAGAUAAAAAUGAUUGUUAUGGACUUCUCAGAGGGUUUCUGUGCUGCUGAAGAUGAAUUAUGCUCGAUGGCGUAACAUUCAUCUGCAUCUCAUUAGUGUCCUUGCACUAAAUAAAAAAUCCUUGGCUUUGUUUAAUACAGCUGAGCAGUUCUGUAUGUAGGCUGAGAAGCUUCCGCAAUGUUUUGGGGGACUGAGUUUGUUUUUAGUAGGGUCUUUAUUUUAGUGGAUCCAGUUGUACUUGUUUUCAAAGGUCCCAGAUCAUCUCUUAAAAAGACGAGGUCUGGUUUCUGUCCCUGAAACACUGCGCUGCCAUGUAGCAGACAUCCUGAAUCUAAUAUUUUGCAGACGGCCUCUCUUCUGUUGCGUCUCCCAGCUGCAGAUCGUCUGUAAGCUGGUCUGCACCGGUGCAAGAAGCCUCAGAGCGUCCUCUGACAAAUCUGAUGGGGCUGACACUUUGUGAAAUCACUCCUCUGUAUCUAAAAUACCCAGCAGCCCGUGAAAUGGAUCAGAAUAAUUGUUUUGUUCACAUGGCUGAAAGCUCUCACAUGUCACAUCGACACGAGGCUGUUUUAUUUUCUGCUCAUUCUCCCUUCAGAGGAAGAACCUCUUAUUUUGUGUUGUUAACCACAGCAGGAUUUUUAGUUAGUUUGUUUAGUUUCAUGCAGAAUCUCCUGCAGUGUCUCGCAAAAAUAUUCAAAGCCGUGAAUUUUGUCACAUUACCGCAACAAGCUUCAAUGGAUUUGUAUGAAAACUAAUAUUAAGUAGAGCGUAACUGUGAAGUGGAAGGAAAAUGAUCCAUGGUGUUUAAAGUUUCUUUAUAAAUAAAAUCUUUGCAACUCCUCCAGAGUUCCCAAGGGCCUCUUGGGUGCUUUUCAGACUAAUGGUUGGGCUGGAUUUUAUUUGGCGGUAUCAGCUUCUUAUUUGUACGGAGCCCUGCAAGUUUCAGCGGGUAAAAAAAAGAAAAAACAAUGCUGGUGGAAAUCCGUGCUCACGCUUAACUAAACUCUGCACGCCGUUUUGUAAUCUGUGCCCGCAGAUUGCAAAACAGAGCAGUUUAUCACAGCGUGAGCACAGAUUUCCACCAGCAUUGUUUUUGUUUACACUUGCUGGGCUUCGUAUGUUUGUAGAACAUGUUCAUGUUCUUUUCACUUCAGUUAUCUAAUACCGCAAGUUGGCUUAUCAAAUUAAACCACAAUAUAUAUAUUGGCGUGGCUGCAACACGUGCAUAAUUUCUAGGGGUUUGAAUACUUUUGCAAGACACUCUUGAAUGAGCACAAAAAUGUUUAAUGUUCUGUCCUUUUAAUAGAAACUAUGCAACUCAUGCCGUUUGUUUCCUGGUGGCGUUUGAGGUGUUAAUGGUAUUAAAGUUGUUAUUUUUGCCUGCUUAAAUGUCCAUAAUAUCUGAGGAUGAGUAUAUGUUUUUGUUUAAUGGAAGAAAGGUAAAUUCUUUUUUCCCAAAUGACUUUUAUAAAGUUUUUUCUUUCUUAUGUUUAUCGAAAUAAAUAUUCUACAGCAUAACUCAA
Messenger RNA from Girardinichthys multiradiatus, 8873 nucleotides. RefSeq names its product phosphatidylinositol glycan anchor biosynthesis class G (gene pigg). Gene Ontology annotation, cellular component: endoplasmic reticulum membrane. Lineage: Eukaryota; Metazoa; Chordata; Actinopteri; Cyprinodontiformes; Goodeidae. The transcript has 13 exons. Gene Ontology annotation, biological process: GPI anchor biosynthetic process. The record is from RefSeq and is a predicted model, not a curated record. The coding region runs from base 268 to 3174 and encodes 968 amino acids.